Messenger RNA from Lates calcarifer (barramundi perch), 1667 nucleotides. RefSeq names its product RUS family member 1 (gene rusf1). Bases 175 to 1467 code for a protein of 430 amino acids. The record is from RefSeq and is a predicted model, not a curated record. The transcript is spliced from 14 exons. NCBI's taxonomy places the organism in Eukaryota, Metazoa, Chordata, Actinopteri, Centropomidae.
AAGGCGGAAAAUAACACGGAAAUACCGCAUAGAAAACAAGACACGUCGGCUGUGUUCAACAACACGUAUGUGCAGCCACAAUGGGUCAUAACUGAACAUAUUCUAGUGAAUUUCAGACUGCAGCAUUGUUGUGUUUGUUAGUUUAGUCACCGCCCAUCUGUUUUUCGCUCCUAAAUGGAGAACGAUAGCGGUGUGCUGUUGGCCUCAGAGAGAUAUGGCAGUGCAGAGUCCUGGAAGUAUUUUGCAAAGGAUGGAGUGGUGGAGAGGAGGAGGGAUGGCAGUGGAGGUGAAUCGAGAGGAACCUCUGUCGUUGGAGUUUUUAAAAGUGUGUUUCUGCCUCAAGGCUACCCAGAGAGUGUCAGUGGAGAUUACCUGCAGUACCAGUUCUGGGAUACUGUGCAGGCUUUCUCCAGCUCUCUGUCAGGGACUCUGGCCACUCAGGCCUCUCUGAAAGGAGUCGGCGUGGGAAACCAAGAGGCGACAGUAGCUGCAGCCACAGUCACCUGGUUAUUGAGAGAUGGAACGGGCAUGUUGGGAAGAAUCCUCUUCGCCUGGCGGAAAGGGAGUAAACUGGACUCUGAGGCCAAAAAAUGGAGGCUUUUUGCUGAUGUUCUCAACGACAUUGCCAUGUUCAUGGAGAUACUGGCUCCAUACUUUCCUCCUUUCUUCACCCUGAUUGUGUGUACUGCAGGAGUAUUCAAGUCCAUCGUUGGAGUGGCAGGCGGAGCGACCAGAGCUGCUCUGACUGUUCAUCAGGCUCGCAGAGACAACAUGGCGGACAUCUCUGCCAAAGAUGGCAGUCAGGAGACUUUAGUGAACUUGGCUGGACUGCUGGUCAGUUUGAUACUCAUUCCCCUCGUCACUAAUAAUCCAGUACUGACUCUCAGCCUCUUCUUCCUCUUCACCACCCUCCACCUCUUUGCCAACUACAAGGCUGUGCGUUCGGUUGUCAUGGAAACCUUCAAUGAGGCGCGGCUUUCGAUCGUGUUGCAGCACUACCUGAGUGACAAACGAAUCCUGAGUCCACCAGAGGCCAAUCGAAGAGAGCCAGUUUUCUUGGAGUUUAGGAAAACGGUGCCAAUCAAACUCGGAGUGAGGCUACAGGAGGUUGUGCAAAGCCCAGAGGAACUUCAGUUGGCUUUGAAGAAAAACAACAUGCCUUACCUCUUAGGAAUGAGAGACGGGUGCGUAUGUGUUUGUUUGGGACCAGAGGCGUCAGUUCAUGAUGAAAUCAGGGCAAUGUGCCAGGCCGUGUGGAUCAGCAGCAAGCUGAGCCCUCCAGCUUCCACAGAAACUCCUACACAACAACAGCAAAGUCACUGGGAAAUGGUGCAUGAGAGUCACAAGCUGAUGGAUGCAAUUUUCAAUCCAUUUCUCAAAGGUGUGGAAGCAGCAGGAUGGGACACAAAACGAACUCUGCUGGACUGGGAUGAGUGGAGGGUGGAGUGGAAAUCUAAAAGCAACUGAGCUUCAGGAAAUUGUCAUUGUUUAUACUACAUUGUUUAACAUCUAUUAAACAAUGAGAUUUUUUAAAUACUCCUAGUUUGAUUCAUUCUGUGUUCAAAUCUCAACAGGGAUGUAUUAGUUUUUAUAAUCUAUAUUUUGUACAGAAAUAUUUAGAUUUUUUCGACGGCUAAUUAAAAAAACUGAAGAAUCAGUGAGCAAAG